Molecule: messenger RNA, 513 nt
Organism: Fraxinus pennsylvanica
Lineage: Eukaryota; Viridiplantae; Streptophyta; Magnoliopsida; Lamiales; Oleaceae
Source: the annotation of a GenBank genome assembly
AUGAUGUUAUAUAAACUUUCGCAAGUUACUUUUCUCAGGUCAAAGCCUCUUUUGGAGGUAUCUACACCUAGUACUCAAGUACCAAUACCAAAGCCUUCUAUUAACAUAAUUGCAAUAACCGUUGAAGAAGAGGAGGAUGUUACAAAAAUUAAAGACUAUCAGCCUUCAACAUCAGAUUCUGCAUUGGAGUCCAAAACAUCACCUACUCCAAGUCCACCAAAAGAAGAGACUGAAGCACCUCCUUCUGCAGGAAGUCUCAUUUUUACCGGUCCUCUUGCCAAGAAACUAGCUGAAGAUCACAAUAUAUCCCUUUCAACCAUCAAAGGAACUAGUCCUGAUAGACGAAUUGUGAGGGCCGAUAUUGAAGAUUCUCGUGGCAAGGAACCUUUGCAAGCUCCCAAUGCUGCUGCCACAGAUGCUGCUGGUCUAGAUUACACAGACAUUCCACACUCACAAAUUAGAAAGGUUGAAUGCAUUGCAAGAAGCUUCAGGCGGGAAGAGGAUAUCCAUUAA